Messenger RNA from Momordica charantia (bitter melon), 1234 nucleotides. RefSeq names its product Lactoylglutathione lyase / glyoxalase I family protein (gene GLYI8). The record is from RefSeq and is a predicted model, not a curated record. Lineage: Eukaryota; Viridiplantae; Streptophyta; Magnoliopsida; Cucurbitales; Cucurbitaceae.
CACACUUUCAAAAAAUUUCCUACUUUAAUAUUUCUUUUUUCAAAUAAAUAACGGAUGAGAUAAGGGCGAAGUUAGUAAUUUUCAAAGAUACGAGGAAAACAUAACUCCAAGCUAUCUAUCUUCGACCACAAAUGCUGUAUAAAAAAUUCAGAAGAAUUAUAAAGUGGGCACCGCCAAGCAGCCGUACUGUGUUCUUCGUACACUUCCACGUCCACCUCAAUCGUCUUCCAUGGCAGUCUCCUCCGUCCACACGUGUGCUCCAUCCGCCGCCAUUGUUGUCCUUUUAACCCAACCACCAUUAACACUGAGAUACACAACCGACACCUUCCUCUACUGCUCUGCCUCGAUUAAGAGCCAAGACGACAGAUAAUGGAAGAAGAAACCGUCACAGAUCACAAGGAAGCGGAAACAGACAACCAAAGCGAGAGAGACGCAAGAAAGGAGCAAGAGAGGGAGGAGCAUCCACUUCCAUUAAUGGCGCUCAAUCACGUCUCCAGAGUCUGCAGAAGCGUCAAGGACUCCGUCGAUUUCUACACCAAGGCCCUAGGGUUCGUCCUAAUCGAGAGGCCGCAGAGCUUCGAUUUCGAGGGGGCUUGGUUGUUCAACUACGGCGUCGGGAUUCACCUGAUGCAAUCCAAUGAGGAACAAGACGAUGGACUUCGGAACGAUCAGGAUCAGGAUCUCGAUCCCUUGGACAAUCACAUCUCGUUUCAGUGCGAAGACAUGGAGGCGAUGGAGGAGAAAUUGAAGGAAUUGGGAGUGAAAUACAUGAGGAGGACAUUGGAAGAGGAGAAGGGAGAAUCGAUCGAGCAGCUGUUCUUCAACGAUCCCGACGGAUUCAUGAUCGAGAUCUGCAAUUGCGAGAAUCUGAAGGUGGUUCCGGUGGGUUCCUCCGGCAAGAUCAGGCUUCCGACCGGCCGCCAUAACCCGCCAUUGGAAUCCAACCAACACAAAUAGAAUAGAUCCACAAAUAAUUUCAGGGGAAGAUGAAAAUUGAAACUGAAGAAAUCUAAAACAGUUCCACCUCCAAAUGCAACAAAUAUGUUGUAUUUAUAUUAUUUAUUACACCUUAGUUUAAGAUUUUAGGCUAAAUUGCUAAAUUAACCAUUGACCUAACGCUGAUUAGGCCAACUUUUGACUGUAAUGUAUUUUUGUUUCUUAAUUAAAAGGUACAUGUAGGUCUCUGUAAUUUUAUUUUAUUUUUCCAUUUUAGUCUACUGUACUUUUAAUUGUC